Molecule: messenger RNA, 1987 nt
Organism: Xenopus laevis (African clawed frog)
Lineage: Eukaryota; Metazoa; Chordata; Amphibia; Anura; Pipidae
Exons: 3
Coding region: 19-1623 (534 amino acids)
Source: RefSeq, a predicted model, not a curated record
GAGAGGAUCGUCUGGAAAAUGGCUGAAGAGAAUCCCGACGGCAGACUUCGCGACAUCCUUCGUUGGAUCCAGGCGGAGGCGGGACAUGAAGACAUCCAGACGCUCCUUCAGCAGUGCCAGCUUGCAUCAUCGUCGACGACAGCGGUGACAUCACUUCCGACUGCAGAGCCUCCAGGAUCGCCGUCAGAGGAAGCUGCGUCAUCUUCAGGAGCUGACGUCGCCAUCCAGCGCACCCCAGCUUCGCGCGGACCAGGAAAGAAGCGGAUCGUCGCCGUCAAGAGGAACACCAGAGGGAAACAAGCGGCGAAGAAAAGAACCCAGGUGACGUCAGCGGUCUCCGCCAAGAAGAGGAUCGUCGCUGACCCGCCACAAACAGGAGUUUGGCCGUCGGCUUCCCCCCCUUCAUCGCGAGUGAGUUCCGCCGCUGUUGCAAGUGGUGGGCCGCUCCAGCAAAAGCGCUGUAACGCUUUAGGGCCCUUUCCUUCCACAGGGUCCGGGGGAGGUCCGGCAGCCGGCAGCUCCUAUGUGGGGCACCAGGUCGGCAGGGGACCCCAAAGCCGCCCAGAACCGGGGCCCUCCAGCUGUAACACUAUAGGGCACCCGGUUCUGCCACCUGCCAGCGUGGGUCAUGCAUUGCCAUCAUCUGCCAUUCACAGCGCACCCCAGCCUGCUGGUUUUACCCCUCAGGAGGAGAGUCAACCCAUCCAAGUGAUUGUUCAACGAGCUCUGGGAAAUCGCCAAUUAUUUGGACAAAGAAGGAACACCAUGCCCCCAACAUCUGUGGAAUUUAGUAUUGCCAGAAUUUCAAAAUGGUUAAGUAUGUCAUUGGCAGACAAAACCUGGCAUGCUUACAUCGCAAGCUGGAAUGAGUGGAUGAAGUUCAAAACAAGUUUUCCCAAAGAUCAUUAUCAAGGGGACAGUGACGUCUUAUUGUCUUUUGUACUGGAGCAAGUUGAGGCUCAGUACUCUCUUUCAGCUAUAACAAAAAAGUUAGCAGGCAUAUCCUUCUUUUUAAAGGUUCAAGUUUCUCCUCCUUUGGUCUGGAUUAUUGGACACUCUUUCGUCCACAGAGCAAGAGCUAGAGCAGAACAGCGAACCUACACAACUAAUUUAGGCAUUAAAGAUGUUAGAAUUGUUUGGAUGGGCAUUCGAGGCCUUAAAUGGCCAGAUUUAUUGCCAAUAAUUUUGCAAAUGAAAUCUUGUUGGGGUUUCCCAGCAAUUAUUCUGAUCCAUCUAGCUGGAAAUGACAUUGGAAAGGGUAGAAACAUUGAUUUAAUUCGUAAUAUAAAAAGAGACCUUGCUCAGAUCAGAUUUAUUUUUCCCAAUACUGUGAUAAUGUGGUCGGAAGUUGUGCCCAGACUAGUCUGGCUUCAAGAUGCAGGCUUUCACCCCCUUGAGAGAUGCCGUAAAAAACGUAAUUUCGCUAUCUCAAAAUUUUCCAAGACAGUUAAUAUUUUGGUUUAUAGGCACUACGAGUUGGAACAAGGUUUUGAAGGCCUGUAUCGCGCGGACAGGGUACAUUUGUCAGAUAUCGGUUUUGACAUUCUGAACAUGGGAUUCCAAAGUGCAAUAGAGAGAGCUUUACAUGUGUGGGGAAUGGCCAAGGCCAAUGUAAUGGUUUAAUUGGCCUUGACGUGGAGGUAUGCCCCUGGCUAGGUGGAAAAUUGGCGGGGCUUAAGGAUAUUUGUUGUUAAUCUUUAAGGCGGUCCGCUGCAGAGAUCUGAUGCAGAGGCUGGCUGGGAAUAUAUGUAUGAGCAGGUAUUAGUAUCAUUAGCAAUGGUUAAUGUUAUGAUUGAUAUGAUAUUUAAUAAACAACAGCUGCGGCCAUUCUCCACCAUGCAUGUGUCCGUGUCUAUAAUUGGUUGUUAUAAUUGGGUUGUGUUAAGUAAGUAAUGCUGUCUGCAACUCCCAUGAAUGGGGAGAGACUUAACCUCCCCUACCAUGGGAGUGCGGCAGCUCCCCCCCUUUUUUCUGUAUCGUUUUUUAC